UCGAUUCAUGCAACUACCAAAGAGCUAGCGAGAGAAACAACACACAUAAAACGUUCGUUUUAUUUUAUUACAUUUAAUAUGUUAAUAAUAUUUUUGUAAUUACUGCUCCAUAAGCCUUAAAACGCAGUCGGAACAUAUAUAAGUUUGCAUUUUAAAUAGAAAUUGUAAAUUAAACCAGAUUGUUCAUUCGAUUCAAGUUAGUUAUAUUUACCAGUAAUACCAAUCAAAACUGAUAAUCGAAACACAUAAAUCGAGUUUCGAUUGAUCAAUUGCGAUUUAAUUUCAUGGGGUCAUUUCGAUAAUAGAACCUAAUUUUGACGCUGACUUCAUUCUGAAAAUUUUACCAUAAAGCUUUAACCUUGAUUCAAUAGUAUUCAAACAAGAGAUAACCUUUCGAUUAACCUUUCGAUUUUCUUAACAGCGAUUAACGGAAAGCCAGUUUCUUAUAAUUAUGACAAGAAAUUGUUAAGCAGAAAUUGUUCUUAACAUAAACAUGCUCCGUAAUCUCCGAUCAAUACUUUGUGUGUGCAAUUCUUUUGUCAACUACCCACAAGCUAGAAAAAAAUUACUUGACAGAGUCUGUCCAGAAUAUAAGAUCCAGUUUUUGGACUUGAAACAACCCGGCUCUGGUGGUUCUACAUUAGUCCGCAGUGCAUUUGCUUCAAGUGAGAUUUUGGUAGCGGACGGCACCGAAGUUGCGGAGUUUGCAGGGCAGUUGAUUGGAAGUAACGUGCAAUGGAUACACAGCUCAACUUCAGGAGUGAACAAACUAAUGGAAAACGAGCACUUCAAGGAGUUUGUGAGGAUGCGAGGGGAUGACAUGCCACUGGUGACUAGAACUAGCCUGGCCCGACCUAUGGCAGCCUACUGUCUCGCUCAUAUGUUCUCUUAUUAUCAUAGACUCCCUCAAUACUCACAACUUCAAAGAGAAAAGGAGUGGAAGCAAAUCAGCGUUCGGCCGAUAGAGGAAGUUACUGUGGGCUUUCUGGGAGUGGGGGAUAUAGGCGGUGAAGUGGCUGCAGCCUGUAAACGACUGGGCAUGCGCUGCAUCGGUUACUCGGCCUCAACCACAGCGAAACAGAACUUCGCCCAAAUUUACACUGGAGAUGUUGAGUCUGUGUUGCGUCAGAGUGACUUCCUAGUGAACUCCCUGCCACACACCCCCCACACUGUUGACCUACUGUCCUCUGGCACUCUGGAAGUGGCUGCUGCGAACAGUCCAGUAUUCAUCAAUGUAGGCAGGGGGUCUGUCAUAGACGAGGAUUCAAUAUUGGAAGCCCUGGACAAGGGCUGGAUCAGACAAGCUAUUCUAGACGUAUUCGAGACCGAGCCACUGCCUCAAACCAGCAAAUUGUGGGAUCAUCCCAGUGUAACGAUAACUCCCCACAGCUCAAAUGGCUCCAUUGACGAAAUGUAUUAUGUGCCAGCUUUGGAAAAUUUUGUUCAGAAUCUUCAGUUGAUAAAAGAAGGAAAAAGUCCAGCGCUGAUUGUCGAUUACAGCAAAGGAUAUUAAAUGUGAACACAUAAUGGAACGGCAAUGGAAGUAAACCUCGAAUUGGUGCUUCUCAUUUUUUCGUAACAAAAUCGAAAAAAAAACUUUUAUAUAAAUUGCAGUUAAAAAACAAAAUUCCUAUUUUUGCGUUCAAUGUCUAUUGUUAGUUGAUCAAAAAAAAAAAC
This is a messenger RNA of Symsagittifera roscoffensis, 1677 nucleotides long. RefSeq names its product glyoxylate/hydroxypyruvate reductase A-like. The transcript is spliced from 7 exons. The coding region runs from base 494 to 1513 and encodes 339 amino acids. Gene Ontology annotation, molecular function: NAD binding. Lineage: Eukaryota; Metazoa; Xenacoelomorpha; Acoela; Convolutidae. The record is from RefSeq and is a predicted model, not a curated record.